Molecule: messenger RNA, 1940 nt
Organism: Vitrella brassicaformis
Lineage: Eukaryota; Vitrellaceae
Source: the annotation of a GenBank genome assembly
CAUCGACGUUCUGCUGAGGCCAUGUUUGCGACCAGGUAGCCACCGCACUCACCGCAGACACAUCCCGACCAGCAGACGGCCCUGCAGCACCCAUCGAUUGUGCAUUGCAUUUUGUUUGUGUCGUGUGCCUGCCUGUGCCUGUCUGUUGGCUGUGUGUGCAGGAGUGAGUAUGACCGCGGCGUCAACACCUUCUCGCCAGAGGGCCGCCUUUUCCAAGUCGAAUAUGCCAUCGAAGCCGUCAAGGUCACAGAUCACAGACUCACGCCGUGCCCGUGAUAUUCUCUCUUGUGUGUUGGUUACGCAGCUUGGUUCGACUGCCGUGGGGAUCCAGACGAGCGAGGGCGUGAUAUUGGCUGUGGAGCGGCGGCUGGCGUCACCUCUGGUGGUGCCGAGUUCGAUUGAGAAGAUCUACGAGCUCGACUACCACAUCGGAUGCGCCAUGAGUGGACUCAUCGCUGACGCACGGUGUGUGGGUGUUUCCAUGAUCCCCCCACACAUAAACACAGCAAUGCCAUCCAUCCAUCCAUCCCGGGGUCGUUCGGUGUUUUGUGUGUGUUGUGUGUCCACCAGGACUCUGGCCGACCACGCCCGCACAGAGUGCGCCAAUCAUUUCUUCACCUUCAACGAGCGCAUGUCCACCGAAUCCUGUGUCCACGCCAUCUCUGACCUCGCACUCGACUUCUCAGGCACAGAACAUCAAUCACAUGACGACGGCCGGCACCCAGACAGACAGACAGACAGACACAUCGUUUAUGUGUGUGUGGGGGUGACAGAUGUGGCUGACCGGCGCGACCGCAAGAAGCUGAUGAGCCGUCCCUUUGGCGUGUCGCUGCUGGUGGCGGGAGUCGACGAUGACGGCCCGUCACUGUGGAAGACCGACCCCACCGGCACCUACUCCAAAUGCACCGCAGCUGCCAUCGGUCGGUGCACUCUUACAUUACACCCUCUGCACACACAGGUUUUCACACGAACGGGUGACUAGUGAGUCUGUGUCGCGUGCCGAUGGGUGUGUUGGCAGGUUCGGCGUCAGAGUCGGCGCAGGGCACCCUGCAGGAGCAGUACAACAAGAGCAUGACACUCAAAGGUCGCAGUGAAAUGUCACUCAUCCGCAGGCUCUUCGUGUGCACCCUGUUGCUGUGUUGUGUCGUGUCGUGUGGUGCUUUGAUUGGCAGAGGCUGAGGAUUUGGCGGUGACGAUUUUGAAGCAGGUCAUGGAGGAGAAGCUCACCAAGAGCAACGCGGAAAUCGCAAGCGUCAGCAUGGACACCAAAAGGUACGCGACACCUGACAUACACACACACACACACACACACACAAAUACGGGUGUGUGUGCGCGUGUGCCUGUUGGUGCCGUCCCUACAGGUACCACCUGUACACGCCCGACGAGCUGCAGACGAUCAUCGACCGGGUCUUCCCACAGGGCAUCUCAACCGAGCCAGGUACCUACCUGUAGACCGACCAAACCAACCAAUGCAAUGCAUUCAUCCUGUCCUGUGCAUGGCGUGGCAUGUGGCCGAUGGGGUGGUGUCUCCGUGUCGUCUCAGGCACAUGACGACUGACUGACUUAUCGAUUGUAUGACUGAGUUCGUUGCAAACAGCUGGUCUGGUGAAUGUGUGUACCUCUGGGCAUUGAUUGCAUGUGUGCGGCGGAAAUGUGAUUUUGACGACGGUGAGAUCGGCCUGCUGCCCCCUGGCCUCAGUGGGCAGAGCACACCUAUCUCGUCGUGGGCAGAAUCACCUCCGUGGCGCGUGUGCUACGUGCGUAUCCAGAGGGGCGAGAAGAGAACCAACAAGGAAGGAAACCUCAGCUCGGUCAGACUUGUUUGAGGUGAAGAGAAGGCGACCAACUGCGUGGAUGCAUGGAUGGACGCGAGGUGCAUGCUAUGCUCAUCUGUAUCUUUAUCGCAUCUUCCGUUGCACGUGUUCAAUUAUUUAAAGUCG